Molecule: messenger RNA, 1198 nt
Organism: Tarenaya hassleriana
Lineage: Eukaryota; Viridiplantae; Streptophyta; Magnoliopsida; Brassicales; Cleomaceae
Product: F-box/kelch-repeat protein At1g67480-like
Exons: 2
Coding region: 53-1111 (352 amino acids)
Molecular function (GO): protein binding
Source: RefSeq, a predicted model, not a curated record
CAAUAUUCGACCGUACGGAGAGUGUGUCGUCACAACCAAAAUUAAAGGACCAAUGCAAUCGAAACCAGACCGUCUCACCUCGACAGACAUCUCCGACGAGCUAAUCCCGGGCCUCCCCAACGACGUAUCUGCCACGUGCCUGGCUCUGGUUGGCCGGUCGGGGCUCCGGGACUUGGCCAUCGUUAGCCGGAGAUGGAGGUCGUUCUUGGUCGGCGGCGAUUUACAGGCCGUUAGAGAAUCUCUAGGACUGGUCGAGGAGCUUCUCCACGUGCUCGUCUCCACCGGGAAUCGAAAGCAGUGGAACAUUCUAGAUUCUUCAGGGAGAAUUGUUGGGAUUCUUCCUCCGAUGCCCGGUCCGAACAAGUCCGGUUUCGGAGUCGCCGUUCUCGGAGAUAAGAUUCUCGUCGCCGGUGGAUUCUCUGUCAUCGCCAACAGGAUAUUCACUGCUUCUUCCGAUGUGUUCCAGUUCGAUCCCUGUCUGAACAGUUGGUCCAAGUUGCCGGAGAUGAACGAGGCCCGCUACAGCUUCGCCUUCGCAGCGGUCAACGGAAAAGUCUACGCCGUCGGAGGCUAUGGCCGUGACGGCUAUGCGCUCUCCACCGCCGAGGUGUACGACCCACGCGCCAACCGGUGGACCUUCUUUCAGGGGAUCCAACGCCCUAGAUACUCCGCUUUCGCCUUCUCCUUCAAUAACAGCCUCCAUGUAAUGGGCGGACGAUCAACCACCACCGUCGGAUCCGCCGAUUGUGUAGAGGUCUAUGACCCUGAUACCGACACGUGGCGUGUUUUCAGUGGACCAUGGCGCAGCGCGAUGGUGACGGGCUGUGUCGCGGUGGGGAACCGGGUCUUUUGUCUGGACUGGAAGGAUCCGAAAGAGAUCCGGGUAUUUGGGCUGGAGAAUUGUUCGUGGGAGAGUAUUCGGAUCCCGGGUGGGUCGAAUUGUGUCGGGCACGUGCUCGGGUCCAUGGAUGGCAAGCUGUUGCUGUUUCCCAUGGAACCGGGUGCGGAUACGUUGCGUUAUGACCCGAGUGUUGGAUCCGGAUCCGGUUGGGAUACGUGUGGGAUUAGGCCACCCGGAUCUUGUUCGGCCUCUGUGACGACGAAGGCGUAACAAAAAGCUGAAAAAGCAAAUAAAUAGUCUUUAAAAUAGUUUUUUUUUGUUCUUCGUUUUAUGUAUUUUUUAUGAGUGAAGGUUAUA